AUGUCUGCAGGUGACACUGCCAGAGAGCCCGCGUCUGAGCAAACGCCCCUCCUUCGGGAUUCACCCGGCGAUGCCAAUGAGAAUACCCCACUACCCCAGGAACCCAGUACCAAGGAGCUGAUUUGGAUCCUCGGAAGCAUCUGGCUCGGUGUCUUCCUGGCUGCUCUCGGUAUGGACUUCAACUCUUUCCGGAGAAACAAAAUUUCUAACCCUAGCCUCAUUACAGACACAACGAUCGUCGCCACGCUCUCCGCGCCCAUCUCUUCGUCCUUCAACUCAUUCUCGCUGCUCUCGUGGCUAGCCACUUCUUACCUAAUUUCCAAUGCCGCCUGCCAGCCUCUCAGUGGCCGAUUGACUGAUAUCUACUCUCGUCGCUGGGGGCUUGUGUUCUCUAACAUCUUCUUCGCCCUGGGCAACUUGAUCUGCGGCCUGGCAAGAGCGGAAUGGGUUAUUAUCCUUGGUCGCGUCGUGGCAGGUGUCGGAGGAGGCGGUCUUACUGCGAUCUCGACCUUCGUCACUUCGGACUUGAUCCCUCUCCGCAAACGAGGUAUCUGGCAGGGCAUCGGAAACAUCUGCUACGGUGCUGGCAUGGGACUUGGAGGUGUGUUUGGCGGGUGGAUCAACGACACUCUGGGAUGGAGAUGGGCGUUUUUGCUGCAGGUUCCCUUCCUAGUCAUCUCGUGCAUUCUAGUCGCGAUUAAAGUCAACAUUCCCGUGAAAGAAACGGAUACCGCGCGCAUCAAACGCGUCGACUUCCUAGGCGCUAUCACUCUGGUUCUGACACUGGUCUCUUUAUUGCUUGGCCUCAACACCGGCGGAAACCAAGUGCCCUGGACCCACCCGCUGGUGCUGACAUCGUUGGUUGCCUCUGCUCUCUUCUUAGGUCUGUUCAUCUACGUGGAAGCUGAGAUUGCUUCCGAGCCUGUUAUUCCCGUGCGCCUUCUGCUGGACCGCACCGUCGCAGCUGCUUGUCUGACCAAUUGGUUCGGUACAAUGGCCGUCUUCGGCCUCCUCUUUUACCUACCGGUGUACUUCCAGGUGCAGGGGCUUUCUGCGACUGCUGCCGGCGCGCGAUUAAUCCCGCAGGCGAUCGGCACCUCGAUUGGUUCUUUGGGAUCGGGUAUCAUCAUGCGCGCCAGCGGUCGGUAUGCAUUUCUCAAUUAUGUUGCCAUGGCUGUUCAGGUUCUCUCCGCUGGGCUCAUCUGCACUUUGAAUCUCUACACGCCCGUCGGACUGCCGUUCCUCUAUUUCUUCCUGGGCGGUGCAUCCUAUGGUAGCAUGCUAACCAUCACCCUGGUGGCGCUCAUCUCUUCUGUAGACCACCAGCACCAUGCGGUUGUGACAUCUGCUUCGUAUGCGUUCCGCAGCACCGGAAGUACGAUUGGUAUCACGGUCGCUUCGGCUGUCUUCCAGAACACCCUGAAGCUUGGGCUUUGGUCUCGAUUCGGUGAGCGCAAGGACGCCAAGGAGCUGAUUGGGCGGCUUCGAGAUAGCUUGGACGAGAUUUGGAAGUUACCCGCAGACUUGACAUCUGGAGUGCUUGACGCAUACAUGGACUCCUUGCGGGCGGUAUUUGUGACAUUGUUGGGCCUGGCGGUCCUGGGAGCAUUGGCAAGUCUCGCGAUGAGAGAGCAGAAGUUGCACAACAACUUGGCCCGGCGAUAG
This is a messenger RNA of Penicillium samsonianum, 1665 nucleotides long. Its product is annotated as Major facilitator superfamily domain general substrate transporter. Gene Ontology annotation, molecular function: basic amino acid transmembrane transporter activity. Lineage: Eukaryota; Fungi; Ascomycota; Eurotiomycetes; Eurotiales; Aspergillaceae. The transcript has a single exon. Bases 1 to 1665 code for a protein of 554 amino acids. Gene Ontology annotation, biological process: transmembrane transport; basic amino acid transport. Gene Ontology annotation, cellular component: fungal-type vacuole membrane. The record is from RefSeq and is a predicted model, not a curated record.